GGGCAGUAAUGCACAGUGAAGUACACCAGCCUUAUCAGUAAAACACACUGGACUUAUCAGUGAAGUACACCGCUGUCUUCUUUGAGCCGUGGACAGACUAACGCCUUUGUACAUAGAAUGCAAUAGUAUGUAGGCUGCGGUUAUGACUACCACGGCGACGUGUUGAGGAUUCCAGCAACGAAGUGCUUGGUGUCUUUCGCGCUGCUAUAAAACUCAGUUUAGGACAUCUCCCACCAGCAUAAUACGACUGUAGACUGAAACCCUACAUAGAAACACAAGACGUGGAAGGUGUAUAUGCCUACAUUUGUUCACCGUGUGAUUAUUCUAUUAAUAGUGCAUAGGCUGUGCCGCCGUGCGGUGUUGCUUAGCAACGAACGAACAACAUGACCUCGGCGGACCUGUCCGCGAAACUGUCGGCUCUUUGUAGUACGCAACUGCCGGAGGGUAUACAUGCCGAGACCGGACAGAUUCUCGGAUAUGCAACUGAAUGUUUGGCACGUGGCCAUACAGUUACCGGUGAAAACACCGCAUUAUUUCCAUUCCGGUUGUUUCUCAAUGCUCUCCAUGCUGUGGUUGGAAAGGGAAAGG
This is a messenger RNA of Sphaeroforma arctica JP610, 588 nucleotides long. RefSeq lists its product as hypothetical. The annotation marks the transcript as partial. The record is from RefSeq and is a predicted model, not a curated record. Lineage: Eukaryota; Ichthyosporea; Ichthyophonida. The transcript has 2 exons.